AUGUGGCCCUCCUUUCUAACCAACCAGGGCAAGACUUCCCGCUCCGUCUCCCCCUCCAUCUCGGACGACAAAGGCCCCCUGUCCUUAGACAUUACACCGGACGACUUCGAGACCGACCACGUACCGAGGAAGCACAAAGUGCAUACAAUGGGACCGACUUCCCGCAACGAUUCCUUCAUGACCUACGGCCUAUCCGCCGAAGACGACUCCAACCUCGACAUCCUGGCUGCGCAAUUGACUUUACAAGCCCACGAAGCCAAGGCUUUGGCCGCGGCGUCCGCCGCGUACCUCAAGGCCCCACGUCCCUUGUUGAGCACCCCCUGUCGCAGGGGAAGCUGGCGCGAGACGAGUUUGUAUAGCGGGGAUGUGAAACAUGCCCCCAAGCGCAGUUAUUUUGGAAAGGACUUGGAGCAGGGCGGGAAGAAAAUGGGCAGUCUGGCCGCGCACCUGGGCCUGUGGAGCAAGGAUGGGAGCGGUGCGCUCGAGAUGAACGGGAAGAGUCCUCCCCACGGCCUGGAGAUGUUGAGUCAAGUGAGUGGGAUCCAACAGACACCGAUCCAAACCAUCACCUACAUGAAGGACGGAAGCAAGCGCGUGGACGACCUGGGCCUGAAAGACGUGCUUCGGUACAUUCAAAGCGCAGUGCGGAGCGUGCACGCCAAGGAACAGGAGAUGUUUGCCCUGCAACGGGGGGAGAGCCUGGCGUCUUCCACGUCUGCCUACACCCCCUCCAUCACGACCUCGCCCGCUUCCUCCGCCCCCCCGGCCCUUUACUUUGCCCGUGGGCACGACUUUCCCAACGGUCACGAGCAUGCCCAGCCUGCUCCUGCUCCUGGGAAAAACGCUUGGGGGAGUGGGAGCAGCAACUCGGUUCCUUAUACGGUUCCACCGCCCUACGGAGAAGCUCGCGCGCGGAGUGCGGAAGAAUUGCGAUUCCGUUCCGAUCCUUCCCAUACCAUGGACACCGGAGGCUUGCACCGGACCGCCACGGGGCGGGCGAGACGCUCUUCGCAGCGGUUGCCGCCCGAGGGUCCCUUCCCUCGCUGUACCCCGACCUCGUAC
Molecule: messenger RNA, 1062 nt
Organism: Nannochloropsis gaditana CCMP526
Exons: 1
Source: RefSeq, a predicted model, not a curated record